CGAUAUAUCUGUGAGGGAGGGUUCAUCGAAAUGUCAAACGGCUUCUUAAUGAUCUUCGUAUUAUACUCGGAUGCAUUUCUGUGAAGUCAAAACAUUUCUCACUAUCCACCAUUUGGCUCCACAGGUCUUUUCAACAGCUCUCAAGGUCGUCCUGCAGAACCUGUUGAUGUGCAUGGUGUGCUUCUACUCCCUCUACUACAUCGUGGUCAGUCUCUGCAUUGGACUGCUCAGGGUUCAUGAGAUCAACAGCUUGUUGGCACCAUUUGACUACACAACACAACCAUCAUGGCAGAACCCCAAAUACAUGGUUGGUGUGAUUUCCACCGAAGUGACGUAUCUUUUAGGAGGGCUGGUCUUCGCCUGGAUUGUAGAGGAGUGGGUCUGGGAUUACGCCAUAACUGUCACAUUGCUGCAUGUCGCCAUGACUGUAGCAGUGAUGUCAGACUUCCCUUCAGCUGAGCACUGGUGGAUAGCUCUGGGUUCAGGUCUGGUCAUGAUGAUAUUUGGGGGACAGCUCCUGGCCUACAAACUCUUCAGGAGCAACUUUGUUUAUCCCGCUGAACUGCAGAACUUCUAAUCAACACAAUGAGGAAAUCUUUUAACUGGCUUACUGGUUAAUCUCAGGUCUGCAUCAAUACCAAUGGGUUCACUUUGCAAAGGCUGUGCUGCUAGUUUCAUGUUAACACUGGUAUGAACAACUACAUUUUGUGCUAGAUUAUUUCAUCAUUUUAUUGUACCAAUAGCAAAUAUCCUCAUUUUAACAAUGUUUUUGUAACAUAUUCUGUACAGUUUGAAUAUUCUUUUGUAUUUUUUCUUUACAAACGUCAUACAGUAACAAAGUAUUGGCAGAAAUGACACAUGUAGGAUUCUGUCAACUCCUGGAUAUUACACCUGAAAUAUAUCUACUACCACUAAAUAUUUUCUCAGGGGUGAAUUGACUCAGCUAUUUUCUAAUUGUGAUGUCAGGUCAUUUUUUUAAUAUGUUACACAUCAGUCUUGUAGAAUCUGCAGUGUAGGAGUCCAACAGAUAAAAUACCUGCCUGGACACAAAGCAAAUAUGAUCUGUGCUACAUGUGUUUAAGAAGUUGUGUUUGCAGGAAGAAAUCAAUAUAUGUAAUCAUAUAUAAUGUCUUCAAUGUGGGUUGUAUAUAUAUAUUGGUUGAGAUCUAUUGGAUUAACA
Molecule: messenger RNA, 1180 nt
Organism: Pleuronectes platessa (European plaice)
Lineage: Eukaryota; Metazoa; Chordata; Actinopteri; Pleuronectiformes; Pleuronectidae
Gene: tmem244
Product: transmembrane protein 244
Exons: 6
Coding region: 71-577 (168 amino acids)
Source: RefSeq, a predicted model, not a curated record